Messenger RNA from Hypoxylon trugodes, 2490 nucleotides. RefSeq names its product DUF1793-domain-containing protein. NCBI's taxonomy places the organism in Eukaryota, Fungi, Ascomycota, Sordariomycetes, Xylariales, Hypoxylaceae. The coding region runs from base 1 to 2490 and encodes 829 amino acids. Gene Ontology annotation, biological process: carbohydrate metabolic process. The transcript is spliced from 2 exons. The record is from RefSeq and is a predicted model, not a curated record.
AUGCGUAUCUCCGGGAGGUUGGCAGCCGGAGUGUCCUGGCUUCUUGCUACCGUCUUACCAGACGUUGUGGCUCAGAAUCCAUAUGCCAACUUCACCAUCUACCCAGAUGCCGGCGAAACCGUGACCUCCCCAAAGUACUAUCCCCUUAGGCCUCCUGCUAUACCCUUAGCCGUCCGGAGUCCCUACACUAGUGCCUGGUCGACGACUGCUGGGCGUAGCAGCUUGAAUAGUCAAUUUCCCAUUUUCUGGCCUGGUCAAGGAUUGGGUUGGGAAGGAAUAGUCGUCGUCGAUGGCAACUCAUACGAAUACAUGGGCAGUGUCAUAAAUGACUAUCCAGAACUAUCAUACUUCAACACGACUACACCCCUCGAGGUCAGGUACGACUCUCAGUUCUCCAACUUUACAUUCCUAGCCGGACCGGUCAUUAUUACAGCGAGCUUCUUCUCACCCGUCACACCCAAGGAUAUUUGCCGGAGCUCUAUUCCACUCAGUUAUCUGACAACUUCCGUUCAAUCAAAUGAUGGCCAUCCACACCACGUGCAAUUUUACUCCGAUGUCAAUGCGCAAUGGAUAGGACUAGGGAAUGAAUACGACAUCAUCAAGGAAUUCCACACUGGUCCAUUGAACGGCAACGGAACAGGGAACAGUACGGAUGUGCCAACUAGCUGGAUAUUGCGGCCGCGGUUCCCGGCGCUUUUCCAGGAAGCUGGGGAAAUCCCGCGAUGGGGCAAUUUCUCUUUCACCACAAGCCCCGCCAGAACUCAGAAUUUCACGUACCAGAGUGGUUCUGCCACGAGUGUUCGGUUUGGCUUUGUCAAUAACCGGGUUCUCAAUAACGACGCCGGCUCGGUUACCCAUGGAUUUGGAAACCAAGAACCUGUCUAUGCCUUUUCUCAUGAUAUGGGAACUGUAGUAGAAACGUCGGUUCGGUACACUAUCGGCUCAAUUCAAUCGCCCGUUGUGAGAUACCUUCAUAAGGGUGGUUUAUCGAACCUAGCCCCUUGGUGGGAGAAGUGCUAUGGAGAGAUGCACGACAUGAUUCGUUUUCAUUGGAAUGAUUUCAAUACCGUGGCGGCACUCGGUAACGAAUUUGAGACGCAGCUUCGCGCUGAUUAUAUCUUCGACCCCACCUCAGCGUACGGAUUUCUUGACUCAUCCAAUGCUACUGGUAUUGCCGUUCCUUUUGUUUCGGAAGCGGAGUCUUACUACGCCAUUGUAGCACUAUCAGCCCGCCAAGUCAUGGGAGCAUAUGCAUACGCGGUUCCCCCAUCUGUGCCCAAUAGCUCGGACGCAUCAGCCGCAGAUGUCGAACCUCUCAUGUUCCAGAAGGAAAUCUCAAGUAACGGUAACAUGAACACAGUCGAUGUGCUUUACCCAGCUGCACCCUUCUUCCUCUACGCAAACCCAACUCUACUGAAGUACAUCCUUCAACCGCUCUACGAGCUUCAAGAAGGCGAUUUCUACCCAAAUACAUACUCCACUCACGAUAUCGGUGCGCAUUUCCCUCUCGCAACCGGGCACGUCGAAGGUAAUGAUGAAUACAUGCCGGUGGAGAACAGCGGCAAUUUCAUCCUUAUGGCAUACGCAUACUACAAAUUCACCGGCGACUCGGAGUGGCUGACCAACCAUUACGAGCUCCUAGCGCAAUUCGCGCAGUAUCUAAUCGACUUUUCCCUGGUCCCCGCCGCGCAACUCAGCACCGACGACUUCGCAGGCGAGCUCGCGAACCAGACCAACCUCGCCAUCAAAGGCAUCGUCGGUCUACAAGCUAUGUCCGCCAUCGCACGCGUAGCCGGUAAACCCGACGACGGUGCCGCCUUCGCGACAAAAGCGAGCUCAUACUACGAAACCUGGGAAAAAUUCGCCAUCGACCCGUCCGGGAAGCACACUUUACUCGCAUACCAAUGGCGCUCGAGUUGGGGUCUUCUGUAUAACGUGUACUUCGACAAACUCCUAAACAUGGGUUUGGUUGAUCCGAAGGUAUACGAUAUGCAAUCGAAAUGGUACGCCAUGGUAUCCCAGACCUUUGGCGUACCGCUGGAUAAUCGACAUCAUUAUACUAAAUCCGAUUGGGAGAUUUGGACGGCGGCUACGUGUUCGCCGACGACGAGACGGUUGUUUAUUAAUUCACUUGCGUACUGGCUUAAUGAGACUUCGACCAAUCUGCCUUUUACAGAUUUAUAUGAGGUCGUGGGUACAGGUGAGUAUCCGUUGUUGAUCGGUCACUUUGCUGCUAGACCGGUUGUUGGUGGACAUUUUGCGCUGUUGACUUUGGGGAAGACGGGGCAGUUGUUUAAUGCGGUCGGUGGUGAUACGACGGGGAGUUUGUUUGAGAAGAAUGGUACGGAGCCAUUGCCAAACCCGGAUAAGCCGGCUCAGCCCGCUUGGUAUGCGGGUCCGCCGUUGAAGAAGAGGACUGUGAGGAAGGCGCCUCCGAAGCAAGGGCCUUUGCAACAGGCGGGGAAGGGGAAGUCGAAGCCGGUCUUUUAA